AUGAGAUCCGCUCAACAACUCAUUGAGCUUCCUGAAGAUACGAUUUUCUAUGAAAUACUGCCAUGGCUACCGGUUAAAUCACUGCUUAGAUUCAAAAGUGUGUGCAAAAAGUGGUAUUUUUUCAUUUCGAGUGAAUAUCUUUCAAGAAUUCAACUUCAACGGUCUUCUUCUAUUCCAAGGUCUGUUCUUGUUCAUUAUGAAGAUUUCAAAUUUCAGGCAAUCAAUUUUAAUUUUGAGUACAAAUUUGUUGGGGGUCAAAAUAAUUCUGUUGAUUUAAAGGUUCUUGAUAAAUUGGGUUUUUGCAAUACGUUUGAUGAAGUUGUAAAUUUGGGUAAUGCUGCUGAUUUAAUGGGUUCCUGUAAUGGACUGUUAUGUAUGUUUUUUUCAUCUUCUAAUGAAGAAUGGUGCAAUUUUUAUGUUGUGUAUAACCCUUGUAUAGGAUCUUGCAUUGAGAUCAAAGACCACCGUGAAUUUGAAGAGAAAGAACUAAAUUAUGGUUUUGGUUAUGUUACUAUGCUGGAUGAUUAUGAGAUCGUCAAUGUCGAAUUUGUCGAGGGUAUGCAGGACGCUGAGAUGGUGGUUUCUGUUUAUUCAUUAAGGUCAAAAGAAUGGAGGCACAAAUUUGUUGAAAAAAGAUUGGAUUUUGAUAAACAACCUUGGGCUUUUAGUAAGUUUGUAGGAGAGUUAGUAAAGGAAACACUGUAUUGGGGUAUGAUUGUCGGUAAAGAAGGAGCUCUUAAGAAAUGUAUUUUUGCCUUUGAUUUGGCUAAGGAAGAGUUCAGAAUUAUGCCAUUGCCUAAAACCAACUUGGGGGAUGAUGAUGGGGUUCGUCGUUGGGGAUUUGGGUUGUGCAGUAUCAAUGAUUGCUUGUUUGCUUGGGGAAAAUAUGAUGAUGGACAUUUAGAACUGUGGAAGUUUAAAGAACAUGGAGGGGUGGAAUCAUGGACUAAGUUGUGGGCUCCUAAUUUGAUGGAGAAUUUGGGUGUCCAAGAUUGUAGGGAUUUGUUCUUAAUAAAGGAAUCUGGAAAGAUUCUGAUUCUCACUGGUGCAGAUGCGCUAGCGUUUGCUGACAUGAACCACGAUCCACCAGAAUAUAUGUAUUUUGACGGCGUGAAGAUCAGUGGUGCAGUGAACUAUGUUUACAGUCUGGUAUCACCUAUUCACCUUUUAUUGGCAUGA
Molecule: messenger RNA, 1179 nt
Organism: Chenopodium quinoa (quinoa)
Lineage: Eukaryota; Viridiplantae; Streptophyta; Magnoliopsida; Caryophyllales; Amaranthaceae
Product: F-box protein At3g07870-like
Exons: 1
Coding region: 1-1179 (392 amino acids)
Molecular function (GO): protein binding
Source: RefSeq, a predicted model, not a curated record